Molecule: messenger RNA, 1494 nt
Organism: Laccaria bicolor S238N-H82
Lineage: Eukaryota; Fungi; Basidiomycota; Agaricomycetes; Agaricales; Hydnangiaceae
Product: homeodomain transcription factor
Exons: 4
Coding region: 1-1494 (497 amino acids)
Biological process (GO): regulation of transcription by RNA polymerase II; cell differentiation
Molecular function (GO): DNA-binding transcription factor activity, RNA polymerase II-specific; RNA polymerase II cis-regulatory region sequence-specific DNA binding
Source: RefSeq, a predicted model, not a curated record
AUGGACGCCGUUCACCAAGACUCUUGGUCACGGCCCACAGCCAACUCUCUCCCUCCGACUCCUCCCCAGAAUACUUCUCAGAAGAAACCGAGACAUCGCCAUUCCCCUGCCCAGCUGGCAGCAUUAAAUGAAUUGUUUGAUAAAAAUGAACAUCCUCCGCUGGACGUGCGCACAGCUUUAGCAGAACGACUUGGGAUGGAAACAAAGACAGUCAACGCUUGGUUUCAAAAUAAACGGGCUUCCUCCAAGAAAAGAGCUCGUAAUGCUGUCUCGGAUGUUUCUCCCGUCAAUCCCGCACCAGGGGUCUAUUCUUCCGAUUCACCAUCAAACCCACAUCAUCUUGCAGAGUUUGACGAUUUUCACGACGAAGAGUAUUCUUCCAUAGACAUGCCAUUUGAAUCGGAUGUUCCAUCCGAAAGUUUUUCAUCGUUUUACUCGGGUAGUCAAGAUCACACCUUUUUCCUGGACUCAGAUACAAUGCCCCGCAGAAUGCGCAUGCGACCUACUACUGAACAGACAGAAGAGCUCAAAAAAUUGUACAACAUUAACCCCCAUCCAACAACAGAACAGAGACAAGUGCUUUCCAGACGCAUUGGAAUGCGAUAUCAAAGCGUCGCAAAUUGGUUUCAGAAUCAACGCAGCCUAGCAAAGAAGAAAAAAGAGGACGAAAUCGACAUGUGUACAUUGUCAUCUUCGAGGUCAGGAUACCGCGAAUCAAGGCAGUACUCAGCUUUUCCCCCUCCGUCACACCAUCCGUCGUUAGUUCCGCCGCAGAUGCCUUACGCCCCCACCUACCCCUUUUCCGUCCGGCCUGCUGGUAUACUGAGAUCUCCGAGUGUCUCACCAUCGAUGGAAGAUUAUAUCCCGCGCAGAUCUUUUGGUCGAAGCUCAGUUUCAUAUGGUGGCCCAGGCACAACCUUCUCAAGACCAAGGAGGUCUCGUCCUGAACCCUUCCAGCUCGACGCACUUAAGGAUCUGUUUACAAAGACCCCAACUCCGACGAUUGAAGAGCGAUCUGCUUUGGCACUUGAGAUUGGAAUGGAUGUUGGCAAGGUAACAAAUUGGUUCCGCAAUCUCCGUCAAACAGCGAGAAAACGGACCAAACGGUCAGGAAGUGCUGACGACGACGAUUACGAUGGGUUCAGCGGACGAAUCUCUUACUCUGCUUUCGAUUCCCACUUUGGCACACCGUCCUUCGGUUCCUCGUCAUCGUCUCUAAAUGACGAAUCUAUGGACUUGGAGCCGUUUGAUUAUGAUAUGCAUUCCGACAUUGGAAGUGAAGACGAGUUUCAAGAGGCGGUGACUCCUUCCCCAGAAGCCUCACCGUCCCCUCCUCCUCCGCCUUCAAACUCCCAUCUCACCAUCGAAGGCUUUACUUCUUUCAACGAACCUGCAUAUUACGCAGAAUUCGAAAAACGCUCAGCUACAUACUCUGACAUCAAAUUCGAAGACGCACUUUUGCUCCUCAGCUUCCAUCAACAUAGUGUUCACUAA